AGAGCUGAAUUUGAUGUCAAAAAAAACUUACACAUCAACUUUUAUCUUAUUUGUUACUUUUUCGAAUUUUCAUUUUUGCUCAUACAGGGUGGUCAAAAAUAAGAGUCAAAUAUGUCAGUUAAAUAAGCCAACCUCCAUUGAAACGUGUCAAGAAAUCGUGUUUUUCUUUGAACUCAAGAAAAUGAAUUACCUCUUCUUUCAAUUCAUAAAGGCGAGCCAACAUGCUGCCUUUGGACAGCCUUCGUACUUCUGUAUGGAACAGAAGAACCUUGUGAUCAGAAUCGAGAUCCUCGCAAAGUAACGUA
This is a messenger RNA of Acanthoscelides obtectus, 305 nucleotides long. The record is from the annotation of a GenBank genome assembly. NCBI's taxonomy places the organism in Eukaryota, Metazoa, Arthropoda, Insecta, Coleoptera, Chrysomelidae.